AUGGAAGAAGCUUUAGAGGAUUUCUUAGCUGCCUAUGAGAAAAAACCAAAUUGGAUCGAAAACCUUAUCUAUAUAAUUCGAAUUUAUAAUGCAAAAAAUGACAAGGUUCUGAAUUUUUUUAGCACUUGCCGUGCAUUUAUACAACUGAAAUAUCGGAAGUUACAGGAACAUGUCAAGAAGUACUGCAACAAGCUUCUUGCUAUCACACCAACGGACGAAGAUGAACGCGAUUGGCUGCAGGAGGCUAAGAAAAUUCUAGCCAAAUGUUAG
Molecule: messenger RNA, 270 nt
Organism: Strongylus vulgaris
Lineage: Eukaryota; Metazoa; Nematoda; Chromadorea; Rhabditida; Strongylidae
Source: the annotation of a GenBank genome assembly